AUGAGGGCAUCGGAAAAAGGGGGUUGCAUUAAUACUGUUGGAAGUAUUAGUACUGCUGAGCAUGCUCGACGUAUGGCUAAGCGUUUGGGGAGACAACCAUUGAUGACUGAGCUGGUUAAGGAGACUCGGACAAAGAAAUCAGAAGGAUUUACUGACGAGCGCACAAAAAAAGCCCUGGAGGAUUAUCAGGCGUUGCUUGUAGAAUUUCUGACCCAUAAUCCUCAGUUGAAGUGCAAGGGCACUGGUGCUGGAACUAAACAAUCGAAGAGAGAUGCGAAGGAUCCUAACAAGCCUAAGAGGCCUCCAAGUGCUUUCUUCGUUUUCAUGUAUGUUUCCAUGUUGAAAAUCGUUCGAUCUACUUUGUUUUUGUUGAUAUCAGUUUAG
Molecule: messenger RNA, 384 nt
Organism: Vicia faba (fava bean)
Lineage: Eukaryota; Viridiplantae; Streptophyta; Magnoliopsida; Fabales; Fabaceae
Source: the annotation of a GenBank genome assembly